Calliphora vicina (urban bluebottle blowfly) is the source of this 650-nucleotide messenger RNA. RefSeq names its product mitochondrial ribosomal protein S28 (gene mRpS28). The record is from RefSeq and is a predicted model, not a curated record. The transcript has 2 exons. The coding region runs from base 71 to 625 and encodes 184 amino acids. Gene Ontology annotation, cellular component: mitochondrial small ribosomal subunit. Lineage: Eukaryota; Metazoa; Arthropoda; Insecta; Diptera; Calliphoridae.
CAUCUAACAGCUGUUUUACAUAACCUUCCUUUUAGCGAAAAUCUUAAUUUUAUUGGAUUUUUUAAAUAAAAUGUCAUUUUUGUGUCGUUUUAAAAGAUUAACAUUGCAGAGAUGUGUGAGAAAUGUUUCUACAUCACAGCGCUACUUUUCUGCUGAUAAAGGCACAGAAAGCCCAGCUUCAUUGGAAACGAUUGUGGAGGAAAAAAAUGUAUCAGUGAAGGGAUUUGCUAAGGCUUAUGAAAGCCAUAGCGAUGCUUUAAAACCCAAAGAAGAACCUAAGGAUACCCAGACUUUUGCUUCCUUAUUGAGAAAUUCAAAGUUUGUUGAUCUCGGUGAUCCAGAUGGCAAGGUAGUAUCUGGUAAAAUUUUCCACGUUGUUGGUGACGAUUUAUAUAUCGAUUUUGGCUGGAAGUUCCACUGUGUUUGCAGCAGACCAGCACGCAAUGGUGAGGACUAUGUACGUGGGGCCAGAGUCCGCCUAAGGGUCAAAGAUUUAGAAUUAUCCACGAAAUUCUUGGGCUCAUCUAAAGAUUUAACUAUCUUGGAGGCUGAUUGUCAGUUAUUAGGUUUACUUUCUUCGCCUGCAAGACAGGGUUCUAUGAGAACUUCUGUGCCAAUUGCUUAAAUAAAAUACCUUGUUUACUUGCUUA